This is a messenger RNA of Cydia pomonella (codling moth), 3213 nucleotides long. Its product is annotated as cytochrome P450 6B2-like. The record is from RefSeq and is a predicted model, not a curated record. NCBI's taxonomy places the organism in Eukaryota, Metazoa, Arthropoda, Insecta, Lepidoptera, Tortricidae. Gene Ontology annotation, molecular function: monooxygenase activity; iron ion binding; oxidoreductase activity, acting on paired donors, with incorporation or reduction of molecular oxygen.
AGUCAAUCAUUAGACAUGUUAGUAACGGCACUAGUUGUUCUUGUGUCCGCCUUGGGACUCCUAUAUCUAUAUUUGAAGAAGAAAAAUGAAUACUGGAAGUCAAGAGGGCUCAUUACUCCCAAACCGUUGCCGCUUCUCGGUAACUACGGAGACUUCAUCCUACUGAAGAAAAACCUUCCUGACACUGUCAAUAAAAUUUGCAAACAGUUCCCUAAGGAGCCUAUAGUCGGUGCGUACUACGGUACGGAGCCGGUCAUCAUCGUCAAGGAUCCCGAGCUCUUGAAGCUCGUCAUCACUAAGGACUUCUACUACUUCAGCAGCCGGGAUCUUUCGGCACAUACAGGAAGGGAACUGAUGACCAAAAAUGUGUUCCAAGAACAUGGGGAUACCUGGCGUGUCAUACGGCAAAAUCUCACCCCGGUUUUCACUUCAGCUAAGAUGAAGAAGAUGUUCUACUUAAUUCAAGAACGCACGCAGGACUUUGAGAAAUUCUUGGCUAGAGAAAUCACUACUAAACAAACACACGAAGUCAGGAGCUUCAUGGGGAAAUAUACCAUGGAUUGCAUUGGAUCAUGUAUCUUUGGUCUUGAAACUAAGGUCAUGCAAGAAAAGAGCGACAAUCCUUUCGUGGUUAUCAGUGAGAAAAUUUUCGAUUUCCGCACCCACAAGGUUUUUAAGAACAUCAUGAGAACUAUCUGGCCAAACAUUUUCUAUGGAUUAGGAAUGAGUGCCUUCAAUCAAGAUAUUGGCGACUUCUUCAACAAGCUAAUCGGAGGGGUUUUCUCUGAUCGUAACUAUACUCCAAGUUCACGGCACGACUUCAUCGAUUUCAUCCUUGGAUUCAAGAAAAAUAAGUACAUUACAGGAGAUGAUAUAAAGAGUCUGAAGAAUGGAAGCGAUGCAAGAGAGAAAGUGAAGUUAGAAGUGGAUGAUGAGUUGUUAGUGGCCCGAACGAUAACGAUGAUAUUCUUUGCAGCUGGAUUCGAGACAUCAGCAGCGACUAUGAGCUUUGCCUUGUUUGAGAUGUCCAAAAACCCUGGAGUUCUGAAGCGUGUAUUAGAUGAAGUGGACGAGUAUUUGGUGAAGACAGAAGGAAAGGUCACGUAUGAAUGUGUCUCCGAUUUACCUUAUUUGGAAGCUUGCUUGGACGAAGCUCUUCGCAUAUACCCGGUACUAGGAGUCCUGACUCGCGAGGUGGUGGAGGACUAUCACAUGCCAUCAGGUCUGCUGCUGGAAAAGGCCACACGCGUACACAUACCGGUGCAGUACCUGCACAUGCACCCGGACUACUUCCCGGAUCCUGAGGAGUUCCAACCCGAGAGGUUUUUGGGAGUCAACAAGGAUGACAUCAAGCCUUACACAUACUACCCGUUCGGAGAUGGACCUAGGAUUUGCAUAGGCAUGCGUUUCGCGAAGAUGCAGAUGAUGGCUGGCCUGGUCACGUUGCUCCGACACUACACCGUGGAACUGCCCCCUCACGUGCCCAGGAAGGUCGAGUUCGAUCCUUUGGCCUUCACGCUGCAGUCCAAACAUAAGAUCGAGCUGAACUUCUUGGCAAGAAGCAAGUUUUCUAGUCAAUAGUCAUUAAUCAACUCCUAUAAAUUGGAUGCAUUUGUUUGAAAUAUCCGUUGCAAGCUUAAUUCUCUAUACAAACAUAGUUACGCUCUCAUUUUUAAACGACCAGCUAGUUUGCUCUGAAAUUGUCUACUUACUAUCUAUGCCUGUAAUUAGUUUGUGUAACUUCCGUUACCAUAGUUUUUUUAUACUUAUUUAUUUUCUUUUGCACAUUUUGCAAAAAAGGAAAACUUAUAAACCUAGUUUUUCAUCGUGUCUAUAACAUAGGUACUAAAUAAAAAAUCAUAGAGAAUGGAAAAUGUUUAGAAGUAGAAAAACGUUCGCUAUAUUUCCCUUUUAAAAUAGUAUAAGCUGCUAUAAACAUUAUCUAGUCCAUUUAAUGUAUGUAAGUAGAUAUAAUAAAAUCUUGUUAUCGUAAUAUGUAUUAUAAUGCUAUAUGAGUCUAAAGUAAAUAAUUAGAUAAUGUAAUAGACUAUGACCAGGAUAAUUGUAUAUAAAAUGACUCAUAUCAUAUACAGGGUAUUUAGGGGCCUGCAAUAAUUUACGGGGUGGAUAUAUGGGUCAUACUGAGCAACUUUUACUAUCGGACCAAACCCGAAAUCGCGUAAAAAAAUUGUCUGUUUCAUACUUGACUGUGUGACAGUCUGACCCUGACAUUUUCUAUGGAAGAGUAAUUUUUUUUUCGUAAUGUCGGGGUUGGUCCUAUGGAGUGUGGAAUUAAGAGGAGUGACAUCUCUUAUGGUAGAACUGUUGCAAAAAUGUCCAGCUGUCAGCUAUAAAUAAUAGUUCCAAAUCUCUCCAGAGUAGCUAAGAACCUAGGCGCUAUUGACGGAGUGAAGUGCGCUAUCUAUGAUUUGAUUUUUUUGUUCAAGUAUUCUAGGUAUUGUAGCGCCUCUUAUUUAAGGUUUUUUGAUGACACUCUUUGGUACAUGGACAUUUAUUUCCUUACCUCCACCUUCCGUAGUUGGUCCCAUAGUAAAAGAUGCUCAAUAUGACCUAUAUAUUCAGCCCGUAAAUAACUGCAGGUAACGAAAUAAACAUGCUGUAUAAAUAAACUUAGCAUAAUAUUAUUCGUAUUUAGAGUAUUUAUGUGUAAGUCUAGGAACAGUCAGCCAGUUUAAAUUUAAGUCUGACCUCGUAACUUGUGAAAUUAAAUAUUGUGAAAAGUAAACCCUGUACGGUUACCAUCAGCUUGGCUCUGACAUAUUCGCUAACGUGUGCGUAACUUACUUUCUGUGCAUCUCGCUCGUACUCGCAUAUUAGUGCGAGCGAGACCUACAGAAAAUAAGUUACGCAGACGUUAACGAAUAUGUUUGUCACUUUUUUACAUUGCAGUACAAUGUAAAAAACUGUAGCUGUACCACGAGUUGACACUAGACGUUUAUGUUAGUGACUGCGUAAACUCGAUCGCAGUCUAUUUAGCGAAAUUUUUUUUUUUGUGCGAGCGCGCACUGAUGUAUGGGUGCGAUAAAGAGGGAAUGCGCUCGAGUUCACGCCGUGCUGGUGUAGAAGGUAAUGUUUUUUAUUCGUUUAUAUUAUGCAUUAUUGUAAAAUUAAAGUAUAAGUUAAAAAUACAGACUGUGAUGAAGGUUUUUAAGGAAUUACUUUUAAUAAAAUAUUAUUUAAUGAAAAAAAAAA